CACGUAAGUGUACACAGUGCAGGUAAACGCCUCCACCCACCGGGCCGGCGUGCCCCCACCCUGAGAGGCCGAGUUGCUUUAUAAAUCGCCAGGCCUGCAGAGUUCAUCACUUGUUCACUCGCAGCAACCAACCAACCCAUCCCAUCAUGUUCAAGCUCGUCGCUUUCGCCGCCCUCGUGGCCGUUGCCCAGGCUGGACUCAUCGCCUCCCCCCUGGCCUACACCGCCCCCGUGGCCACCUCUUACGCCAACACCUACAAGGUCGCCGUGAAGGCCCCCGUCCUUGCUGCCGCCCCCGUCGCCUACGCCGCCCCCGCCUACGCUCAUGCCCCCGUUGUUGCUGCCCCCGCCUACGCCUCGUACGCCGCCCCCGCCUACGCUCCCUACGCCGCUCCCCUCGCUUACAAGGCCCCCCUCGCCUACUCCGCCUAUGGCACCACCCUGAUCCACUAAGAGACUAGUCAACUCGCUCAACAAGGUGAAUUUGCGCCACAUUUGGAACCUGAAAUAAAUUAUUGCAUUUUAUGAACUGAAAAA
Cloeon dipterum is the source of this 536-nucleotide messenger RNA. RefSeq names its product cuticle protein 12.5-like. NCBI's taxonomy places the organism in Eukaryota, Metazoa, Arthropoda, Insecta, Ephemeroptera, Baetidae. The transcript has 2 exons. The record is from RefSeq and is a predicted model, not a curated record. Bases 147 to 452 code for a protein of 101 amino acids.